Molecule: messenger RNA, 3751 nt
Organism: Ruditapes philippinarum (Manila clam)
Lineage: Eukaryota; Metazoa; Mollusca; Bivalvia; Venerida; Veneridae
Product: multiple epidermal growth factor-like domains protein 11
Exons: 26
Coding region: 283-3738 (1151 amino acids)
Biological process (GO): cilium assembly; intraciliary retrograde transport
Cellular component (GO): cilium; intraciliary transport particle A
Molecular function (GO): protein binding; scavenger receptor activity
Source: RefSeq, a predicted model, not a curated record
GUUUAAACACAGUGUUAUUGGUAGACCUGGGCAAAUGUUUACUGUACAAUAAGAAAAGAUCAAUUUCGGAUGUUUCCUAUAUAUGGGAUACCUUUACAGUCUGUUUUGUGUUAAAUGAAUUAAAGAUUCGCACCGUGUGAAUAAAGGAAUAAAGAAAGUGGUGAAAAUAAAUAUUAUGCAGUAGUUAUACUGUUAGAGAUUUAAAAGUUUAUUCUUUCACACCUGCAGGAUUAAAAUUGGAUUAGUUUAUAGUUUAAACAGCAACAGCAGAAGUAGGUCAACAUGAAAUCCACACCUGUGAUAAUCACUAUAAUCACCAUGGUAAUGUCAUGGUAUGUGGUAACAGCAGAAACAGAACUUCAACCAAAUAACCCAGACAAGUUAGAUCCUGACGCUGCACAUGUAUGUCAGGUUACAGAUAAAAUACCAUACACAGUAAGAGUUUCGUUUACACAGUAUUAUACACAGAAAACAAAUACAUGGUGUCUGAGUAUUCCACCAAGAUGUACAGAAUACAGAAUCGCUGCCAGAACAGCCUACAAAGUAGAAACACGCUACAAUAGCCAAAUACGCUACUUUUGUUGUGAAGGUUACAAAUCGUUACUCGGCAACAAUUAUUGCAUACCUAAAUGUACAGACAAUUGUUAUGCUAAUAAGACACAGGGAUAUUGUGUUUUACCUGACAAAUGUAAAUGUGAGCCAGGGUUUAAAGGUGCAAAUUGCCAGUCAGGAUGUGCCAGUAACCAAUGGGGACCAGAUUGUUCAAACACAUGUCAAUGUGGUACUCACGGGUCAUGUGACCCUACCAACGGCAACUGUGUGUGUCAUAUUGGUUACACCGGAAACGAUUGUUCUACCAAGUGUUACAACAGCUUCGGUCUGAACUGUGUGCAUUCAUGUGUAUGUGAGAACGGGGCGACAUGUGACCACGUCAAUGGUAAAUGUACUUGCGCACCUGGCUAUUUUGGAGCAUAUUGUCAUAAACAAUGUGACCCAUCAACCAGCGGAGAAGAGGGUUGCGAACAGACUUGCCCAUGUCAGAAUAACGGUGUAUGUGAUUCGAUUUCAGGUGCUUGUAUUUGCCCACCUGGCGUGAAGGGUGAAUUCUGUACAGAGUUUUGCGAUCGUUUCCACUGGGGCAUCAACUGUACCAAUACAUGUCAGUGUAACUCUGGUGUGUGCAACCGGAAAGAUGGAACAUGUGCAUGUUACCUAGGAUACGCUGGUGACAGCUGUAACAUCAAGUGUCCAGAAGGAUUUUAUGGUGUCGGCUGCCUGACGCAGUGUGGUUGUAGAAAUGGCGGGAAAUGUUAUCGUGACACAAAUUCUCAACUCACCAUGUGUAAUUGUGAGGGAACUGGUUACCAUGGUGAUACAUGUGCUGUAAGAGACUGUGAGGAAGGUAAAUAUUUGGUUCCCGGCACAUCAGCAGCUUGCCAAGACUGUAGUUGUAACUGGAAUAAUACAGACAGUUGUCAUCCAAAGUCUGGUUCCUGUUCUUGCAAACCUGGUUACACCGGGAACCAGUGUACAGAGACAUGUACUAUGCCAUUUUAUGGUGAGAAUUGUUCGAAAGUUUGUUCAUGCGCUAACGGUGAUUGUGAUCAUGUGACCGGAGAGUGUACAUCAUGUUAUCCUGGAUAUAUAGGGGAAAAAUGUGAUAAAAGAUGUCCAGAUGGUUAUUGGGGAAAAGACUGUUUGAAAAGGUGCGCAUGUGAAAAUGACGCCAUCUGUCAUCCGAGAUACGGUUACUGCGAAUGUCUCCCCGGAUAUUUUGGUAAAACUUGUGAGAAGUCAUGUCCCAUUGGUACAUUUGGUUUCAACUGUAGUCAAGUUUGUUCCUGUCCAGAGAGGUCAACUUGUAGUCCACGCAAUGGUCAAUGUUUAUGUCACCCAGGUUAUACUGGUAAAUCUUGUGACCAGUCAUGUGAAGCAGGGAAGUACGGAUAUUUCUGUAGACAAACAUGUGACUGUACAUCAGGUGGGACAGACUAUUGUAACCAUGUACAUGGAUACUGCCAUUGUAAAGGAGGGUGGUCAGGAAAGAAAUGUGACAUAAUAUGUGCAGAUAAUAAUUGGGGACCAAACUGUGUUAAAACAUGUAAUUGUAAUGGGAACGGGAGGUGUGAUGGUGAAACAGGUGACUGUCUCUGUUUUGAUGGCUUCCAGGGCACAGCUUGUGACACAGAUGACAAGGGUAUUACCAUUAUUGCGCAACAGAAAGGUAGCGACGUAGAAACGGCUUCGUCAGGUGCGACAGCUUUAAUUAUUGCUGUCGUAAUUCCGUGUGUCAUACUACUUGUGAUCAUUGCCCUAAUUGUGGCGUACUAUAUGAGAAAGGUACGAGGAUUGAAGGAGGAAAAUAUGCGUGUGAGGUACGAGGCCGACGGUAUCAUACCUGGAGAAACAACUAUUCCAAAUGGUCAUGCUGGUACCGCUAUUGGUGUAGAUAAUCCAUUAUAUACUGCUGAUAAUGACAGAAACGAGCGCCGGUACCCACAUCUCAGUCAACAUGCCUCUGUAGCCCGGCCUCCUCUCCCACAUCGUCAGCAAUCAUGUGACCCCUGCGAUGAGAUUGAUGUGGAAAAAUUACAAGUCACGCUAGAUGAUCGAAGAAGUCGACCGGUUUCUUCUCAAUACGCUGAUAUCGAUGACGUUGAGGACCGCUACACAACGUUAAAAUCUGUAUCUGGUGCUUCCAACACUUUAGGAGGAGGUGACGGAACGUUACAAUUUAACACAGACAAAAAAUUUGACGAUGAUGUCGAUCAUCUGUCAACAUCUUCUGAAAAUAGUACCGGAUUUACGAACAAGGGUUAUGGUCCAGAUGCCACACCAGAAGACAACCAGAGUAUCGCCUUAUUCUUUGAGAAUGAAACAAAUCAUUUCUUGUCGGGGAAAUUCUUCCUCUUGAGUGGACAGUUUAACAUGGCAAUGAAACAUUUCUUACGUUGUGAUGGUGAGAACAGUGAGGCUAUCGAGCUUGCUAUAGAGACAGUGGCACGUGCUAAUGAUGAUCAGCUGACCCACAAGCUCGUCAACUUCCUGACGGGAGAUACGGAUGGUGUUCCAAAGGAUGCCAAGUACCUGUUUAGAUUAUACAUGGCCUUGAAACAGUGGAGGGAGGCUGGUAGAACAGCCAUUAUCAUUGCCCAAGAGGAACAAAGCGCUGGUAACUACAGGAAUGCCCAUGAUGUGUUGUUCAGUAUGUCCCAGGAGUUGAAGCAGCAGAAGAUUCAGAUACCCACAGAGAUGGCAAAUAAUCUCAUGAUCCUUCAUAGCUACAUACUUGUUAAGAUUCAUGUUAAAAGAGAUGACCAUUUAAAGGGAGCUAGGAUGUUAAUCAGAGUGGCAAAUAACAUCAGUAAAUUUCCAUCAUGUCAUAUUGUGCCUAUUCUAACAUCCGCUGUGAUAGAGUGCCAUAGAGCAGGUUUGAAGAAUUCCUCAUUCAAUUACGCUGCUAUGUUAAUGAGACCAGAGUACAGAAAUCAGAUAGAUCUAAAACUCAAGGAAAAGAUUGAAUCGAUCGUGAAAAGGCCGGACAAAACAGAAGAAGAGGAGCCAUGUACCCCAUGCCCGUACUGUGGCUUACAGUUAGCCGAGACCGAGCUUCUGUGUCCGGAAUGUAAGGGCAAUAUACCGUACUGCAUCAUCACAGGUCGACAUCUCGUCAAUGAGGACAUGUCAGCCUGCCCAAGCUGCGACUUCCCAGCUAUAUUCUCAGAAAUUAUUAGGUAAGGUAGUGAUCAUA